Messenger RNA from Orbicella faveolata, 1562 nucleotides. RefSeq lists its product as uncharacterized. Gene Ontology annotation, molecular function: calcium ion binding; protein binding. The record is from RefSeq and is a predicted model, not a curated record. NCBI's taxonomy places the organism in Eukaryota, Metazoa, Cnidaria, Anthozoa, Scleractinia, Merulinidae.
AUGUCUGAACGGUGGAAACUGGGCGCGUGGACGGACUCUACAAUUUUACCUGUGUUUGUUCAAGCGCAUUCAUUGGGAAGCGUUGUGAAGGUGUAUUGUGACAUGUCCUCUAAUGGUGGUGGUUGGACUCUCAUCUCACGUUUCUCAAAUGCUGAGAGUGCAAACUGGAUGCAGUCUAGCGGCAGCUGGUGGUAUGACCGCACAUCUUCAUACGGCAGCGUUACCAGUCCAUCAAAUAACUACGACAUGAUAUCACCGGCAUUCUGGCUUGUCACUGGCAACUACAUCAAAAUAACCCGGAGUGAUGACAGCUCUAACACAGCCUUGUUAUACACCAGCAGCUGUACUGGCGGGAAAACCUUCAGAAGCUUUAUAACAAGUUACGGAAACUUUCGGUCUGGUGCUGUUUGGAACAGUAACGCAUGUCGUAGAAGCUGUUACAUCUCCGGUUAUGGUGGCAGCUACUCAUCCACAGUGGGUUUCAGUCAAAUGCACUGCAGCAGCAAUCUUCAGAGUAGACGUUACCUGUCAUUCUGGUGUGACUGGAGCAGUGGUGACGGAGCCGUGAUGAUGAUUGGUGGAGGAGGUGAUUACUGCAAGAGGGCAGAUCAUGGGAUUGGUAUCACAGAAGCUGGUGCGGCCCGUUUCGGCACAGGGAACUGCGAUGGAGACUUUGGUGAUAACUGCAACUAUCCUACGAGUUAUUCUCUCAAUCUGUGGAUUAAGUAGUUUAUGUUGGGGAUAUAUUGUGCUUUCUAUACGUUCGAAAACGCUAAGGAAUCUUUUGCAACCAUAUUUUGAAAUGUAGCCAUAAGGGAUAUUUUAAGGCAAUAUUUUAUUAUCAUAUUAUCAUACGAAAGAUAAUCAAACAAACUAAUCUUUAAAAACGUCGUCCAGACGUUGGUACACGUAGCAAAUUCUUCUGAUUAAUCAUUAGAAGUCAGUUGAAAGCGACAGCUGAGUCUGUGUUAUCUUCCGUUGGUGGUAUUUCGAACUUUUCUCGGUAUGAUAUUUGGGCAUUUUUUAAGGCUAGUGAUUACUAGUUAUUUCCAGUGAUGGGAAUAUUUUACUAGAAAAUAAGGCAUCGGGCGUUAAACCUUAUAAAUGCUGCAAUUUCUUAGUUUUCUGAUUAUUUUGAAGAUCUAUAAAAACAGACGUCUUAACGUAUUUGUAAAUCUGCAUGGGGAUUCAUUUCUGAUCUCUAGUUCGACUUCUCUAGUAAUCUCACAUAUAUCUCCAGAACGGUUUACUUUAAGCAUUUUGUGAUCUCGCUCUUUUCACACAAAAUACCCUUCUUAGUUCAGUUACGUUUCUUAUCGAUCUGGGAAGUCAAGGACUGUAGUUUGUUGAAGAUCCAAUGCAUUUACAUUGCUUCCCUGUAAUUCAUGUAUUUCAGAUGCACCUGUUAUCAAAGCAGCCAGCUCAAUAUAAUUUACAGUUUUAUUUUUGUUGUUUAGCUAGAAGUCUCUGGACAGUUAAAAUUAUUUUUCGAAACUCUUUGAAUGUCAUUUCUCUUAAGUCUCCCUCUAGAGAACAGUAAUAAAUCUUUACGAUGCCAAAGA